Molecule: messenger RNA, 981 nt
Organism: Calypte anna (Anna's hummingbird)
Lineage: Eukaryota; Metazoa; Chordata; Aves; Apodiformes; Trochilidae
Gene: NKX2-4
Product: NK2 homeobox 4
Biological process (GO): regulation of transcription by RNA polymerase II; cell differentiation
Cellular component (GO): nucleus
Molecular function (GO): RNA polymerase II cis-regulatory region sequence-specific DNA binding; DNA-binding transcription factor activity, RNA polymerase II-specific
Source: RefSeq, a predicted model, not a curated record
AUGUCGCUGAGCCCCAAGCACACGACGCCCUUCUCGGUCACCGAUAUCCUCAGCCCGAUGGAGGAGAGCUACAAGAAGUUCGGCGGCAUGGACGGGGCGGGCGGGCUGGGCUCCCCCCUCGGGCCAUACCGGCAGCCGCCCGUGCCCCCCCCCGCAGCCACCGUCUCCCAGCACGUCGUGGCGGGUCCCACCGGGACGGCCGCUUACCACAUGCCCCACGGCGUCUCCCAGUUCCCCCACGGAGCCGUCGGGGGCUACUGCAACGGCGGGCUGGGCAACAUGGGCGAGCUGCCCGCCUACCCCGAGGGGAUGCGGAGCGGCGCGGCGGGGAGCGGCGGGUGGUACGGGGCCGGCGGAGACCCCCGGUACUCCAGCAUCUCCAGGUUCAUGGGCCCGUCGGCGGGGAUGAACGUGGCCGGGAUGAGCGGCCUGAGCGGCAUCGCGGAGGGCGCCAAGGGCAUCGUCCCGCUCCACGCGGCCCCGCGGAGGAAGAGGAGGGUGCUCUUCUCCCAGGCACAGGUCUACGAGCUGGAGCGACGGUUCAAGCAGCAGAAAUACCUCUCGGCGCCAGAACGGGAGCACCUGGCCAGCCUGAUCCACCUCACCCCCACCCAGGUGAAGAUCUGGUUCCAGAACCACCGCUACAAGAUGAAGCGCCAGGCCAAGGACAAGGCGGCCGCCCAGCAGCUGCACCCCGACGGCGGCCCCGGCCUCUGCCAGCAACCCUCGCCCCGCCGCGUCGCCGUGCCCGUGCUGGUGAAGGACGGCAAGCCCUGCCCUCCGCCGGGCAGCGGUACCCCGGCCCCCGGGCAGCCCCCGGCCCCCGCCGCCCCCGCCGCCGCGGCCGACCUGGAGGAGCUGUCGCCCAGCCCGCCGGCGUUGCACGGCCAGGUGCCCCCCCUGGCCCCCCUGGACUCGGCCGGCGUCGACUACAACGGCGGCAUGGUCAGCCCCAACCUGCUCUACGGCAGGACGUGGUAA